AUGUCACCCGGAAGAACAAAAGACGAACUCAAAAUCUUGACUCCUGUUGGCCAGUUUGGCCAGGGGUGGAAUGCCGGCGUCUUCUGGGACACGGUCGAAUCUGGUGUAGAUGCCAUCAUUGCCGAUGCUGGCUCGACUGAUAGUGGACCCGGACGUCUAGCACUCGGGAAGACUGCAGCCUCUAUGGCAGGUUAUAGGAGAGAUUAUGGGGAAGUGGUCAAGGCUUGCCAUACCCAUCGUGUUCGCUGCCUCAUUGGCUCUGCUGGAGGCUCUGGUUCGAACGCUUUCGUCGAUAUGAGUACUCAGAUUGUCAAAGAGAUCAUUAAAGAGAAUGGCUACCGUCCCAUGAAAGUCAUCAGCAUCUACGCCGAGAUACCGAAAGACCUUGUUCGCCAGAAACUCAAGGAUAACCUCGUUAGUCCAUGUGGACACAGUGUCCCUGAGCUACUGGAGAACGACAUCGAUGCUGCAACCAACAUUGUCGCACAGAUGGGCUUGGAGCCUUAUGUAAAAGCAAUGAACGAGAACCCGGACUUUGACAUUAUCAUCGGGGGUCGAGCCUAUGAUCCCGCGCCAUACGCGGCGUUCUGCAUUCAUCACGGCUUUAACGAUAUGGCCAUAAACUAUGCCAUGGGUAAGAUCAUGGAAUGUGGAGCACAGUGCGCGAUACCGAAAUCAAGAGAAUGUCUAGCAAUUGUCCGUCACGAUAGCUUCGAUCUCGUCCCACUCCAGCCAGGAGCACGGUGCACUCCCGUGUCAGUCGCUGCCCAUCUCUUAUAUGAGAAGAGUAGACCAGAUAUACUUCAAGGGCCAGGUGGUGAACUUCAUACCCGUGAUAUGACGUACGAGCAGGUUGAUGGACGCACGGUGAGAGUGCGAGGUCCCAAGUUCAUUCCACAGCCAGAGGGCGAGUAUACACUCAAGCUGGAGGCUGCGCGUGUCAACGGCUAUCAGUCCAGUUUUGUGGGGGCUUUCAGAGACCCAAUCUUAAUUUCACAGCUCGACACUUGGAUCCCUACCGUUAAAGAAACAGUAAGAGGCAGGAUCUCUGGCGACUACGAAUAUGAGACAAAAAUUAUCACAUACGGUAUUAAUGGCGUCAUGGGACGUCUCGAACCGAACAAGAGCGUCCCGAAGGAGGUUUGCGUUGUUGUCCAAUGUAGGGCACCUACACAGGAGCAGGCGAAUGAGGUGGCCAACAGGACCAAGAUGGGUCUUACUCAUGCACCGUACCCCGGACAGCUCGCCACUGCUGGAAACCUUGCUUGGCCUAUCACCCCUUGCGAAACCCCUAUAGGUCCAGUACCCGAAUUCUGCAUGUACCAUCUCAUUCACAAAGCGGAUCCUGUUGGGCUGUUCCCUAUUAAGGUGGAUGACGUCCAUGGAUCUAACGAGUUUGUUGAUACUCCCCGUGAAAAAUUUGCUCUGAAAGCCGACGCUGCGGUAGCAAAUAUCAAGACUCCAGCAAAGACGAUCGACCAACCAAAAACGUAUUAUCUACAGCCCGAGCCGCCUGCGGGAACAUGCUAUCUUGGAGAUCUUGCCUCAGUGGUCCGCAGUAAAAUCGCAGGCCCAUAUGAAGUGACCUUUGACGUCAUGUUCCUGGACGACGAGAUAUACAAGAAGGUGAAAAGGUCGAACCUGUUGUCGGCAGCGGCUGUGGCCAAGCUGUAUCAUAUUCCUGAGAGCGACAUAAUUGUUGCUUUAUGGUGGGAUCCCGCAAGGGCAUUCAAAGCCACCAUUCCAAGGUACCGCGCCUCGGCUGGAUUUGAGGAGACGGACACACAUGGUUCGCAACAACAUGCUCCUCUUCUGUACUUGAGCCUUCCUUGGGACAGGGAGUAG
This is a messenger RNA of Rhinocladiella mackenziei CBS 650.93, 1845 nucleotides long. RefSeq lists its product as uncharacterized. The coding region runs from base 1 to 1845 and encodes 614 amino acids. The transcript is spliced from 3 exons. NCBI's taxonomy places the organism in Eukaryota, Fungi, Ascomycota, Eurotiomycetes, Chaetothyriales, Herpotrichiellaceae. The record is from RefSeq and is a predicted model, not a curated record.